UGAGCCAGUAAGAAGAGGGUGCACGUUGAACUUUGAGUUGCACUGAAGAAGGUUGGAGUGAUGCACCUGCCUGCUAGAUCAACCACUGUGGGAAUUGUACUGAUCGCCACUGUGUGCUCCAGUAUUAUUGCUUUAGUUUUGGUGCUGGCGCAACACUACACUGUGGAACUGCCCCAUGAAAUCCAGUAUGGGAUGGUUUUCGAUGCUGGAUCCUCUCACACCGCUCUCUUCAUAUAUAAAUGGCCCGGAGGCAAACAGAACAACACUGGCAUUGUGUCACAACUGAGGGUGUGCGACGUGGAAGGAGGUGGUAUAUCCAGCUACAAGAACGACCCCCCUGCUGCAGGUCGUAGUCUUCAAGAGUGUUUAGACAUUGCUAAAGCUGUGAUACCCACCAGGAAACAGCGCGGUGUCCCAGUGUACCUGGGAGCUACCGCAGGCAUGAGGCUACUCAGGCUACAAGACAAAAGUUCUACAGAUCAGAUUAUGAAGGAGGUAUCCAAAACAAUAAAGAGCUAUCCAUUUGACUUCCGAGGCGCACAGAUCCUCUCUGGCAUGGAGGAAGGAGCUUAUGGCUGGGUCACCAUCAACUAUUUACUGGAGGGUUUCAUAAAGUACACGUUUGAUGGAGAGUGGGUCACUCCGAAAGGGGGCCGCAUUCUUGGAGCUCUGGACUUGGGAGGGGCCUCCACUCAAAUUGCCUUCACGCCCAAGGAGCCGGUUACGCAGCCUAACUCUGAGGAGAGCCUCCAGCUGUACGGCCAUAAGUAUGGGGUGUACACACACAGCUACCUCUGCUAUGGAAAAGACCAGGCAAUGAGACAGCUCCAGGCAUAUCUAGUUGCGGUGAGUGGAUCCUCUUCCCAAGUUACCCAUCCAUGCUACCACACAGGAUUCAAUCUGACCAUGACCUUGGCUGACCUCUAUGACUCCCCCUGUGUGACCAAGCCAGGGAGUAUUGAUCCUGGCAAACCAGUUACUUUCACUGGCUCAGGUGACCCUGAGCGUUGUCAAAGCCUCAUUCAUAACAUUGUCAAUGUCACAGAAUGUCCCUUCAGCCCCGACUGUGGCUUCAAUGGAGUCUAUCAGCCACCCGUUAAUGGAGAGUACUUUGCAUUCUCAGCUUACUAUUACACCUUUGACUUCCUUGGUUUGGCACCUCAGGCACCCCUACCCAAAGUCACCUCUACCAUCGAGACUUUCUGUCAAAGGACCUGGGGUUCACUUCUGGUGGAUUACCCAAAUGUAAAAGAGAAGUAUCUGAGAGACUACUGUGCCUCAGCUCAGUAUAUCAUGACUAUUCUCGUACAGGGUUACAAGUUCAAUGAAACUUGGGAUAAAAUCUACUUCCACAAAAAGGUGGCAGACACAGACAUUGGCUGGACUCUGGGUUACAUGCUCAACCUGACAAAUAUGGUGGCCCCCACACACCCCCUUGUGGUCACAGGCGUACAGCGCAGCCAGUGGGCAGCAGACGUGUUCUUCAUCGUAUUGGCAUUUUCUCUCAGCCUUGUGCUAAUCAUCGCUCUAAUUUUCUGGCCAAACAAACAAACCUGAACCUGGGCUCAGCAGAAUCAAAUAGUUUGAACUUAUGAAUUUACAUCAUGUAUAUAUUUUACACUUUCAAAGAUACAUUUAAAAUGGCCAUAUUUACUUAUAAAAGAAUGAUAACAAAUAUUUUGUACAAGUGACAUAUUAAAGUGUCUAUGUUUUUUUUUUUUACUGUGCAACAUUCAUUUAAGUCUGGUAAUAAAAGAUUUUUACAUUUUGAAAUGUAA
Messenger RNA from Engraulis encrasicolus (European anchovy), 1778 nucleotides. RefSeq names its product ectonucleoside triphosphate diphosphohydrolase 8 (gene entpd8). Gene Ontology annotation, cellular component: plasma membrane. The record is from RefSeq and is a predicted model, not a curated record. The transcript has 10 exons. Gene Ontology annotation, molecular function: hydrolase activity. NCBI's taxonomy places the organism in Eukaryota, Metazoa, Chordata, Actinopteri, Clupeiformes, Engraulidae. The coding region runs from base 61 to 1557 and encodes 498 amino acids.